Symbiodinium natans is the source of this 1179-nucleotide messenger RNA. Lineage: Eukaryota; Dinophyceae; Suessiales; Symbiodiniaceae. The record is from the annotation of a GenBank genome assembly.
AUGCAACAAGCGUGGCGGGCCUUGGAACCGCCGUCAGGCCGACGACUACAAUCUGGCAGACAGAUCGCAUAUAGGCACACUAUGGCCACCUUGGCUUACUACAAAGAGGAUGGCGGCAACCUCCUAGAGGAGCGCAGCCUUUUUGCCAUCCGCAACUACGAGAGGACGCUGCAGGCGACUGCGGAGUGGCAGUUCUUCUGCGGCAACGCGAUCGUGGGCAUCCAAGAGGCAACAGCAGCACCCGGCAACGCGACCAACCAGACCGUAACGGAAGCGGCAAGCACGCCGGGACAGCAGAUCAGCUGCGCGCCCGGCGAGUCGCUGGUGAAUUACAUUUGGCCCAGCUAUGACAGCCCAAGUGGCAUCUCGGUGGGCCCCGGAGAGACUCAGCAGCUGCUCAUGGACGGUACUGGAUCCCGGUUCUUCCCUGUGGAGGCUGUCGUGUCUGCGCUGCGUGACGGCACCGACAGGCUGCCCCAGACAAUGAACCGGCUCGCGCGGCUUUUCCCGAAGGAUUUCGUGGCCCCGGAAGGUGGGGAGCGUCCCCACACGGACACGCUGAGGUCCUUCUUCCUCUUCAGCCAGGCCUACGGUCCUGAUGGAUACUACGACUCGUCUUCUGCCGCGGGCGUGGAUCGGCAGCGAUUCCAUGGUGGGGACCUGCACAAUCUCCUGAGGCGCCAGGAUACGGUUCUGCAGGAGUCUGGCAUCCGUGUGUUCUACAGUUCCGGGCUGCUCGAUGAGGCCGACAUUUUCAGCGCGCUCUUCGCAGAUGUGAUGCUGUCGGUUGGAGGCCUCACAGGGAAGAUCGUCCCCAGGCUAGGUUUCCAUACCGGCACCAGACAGCAAGAAUGGGCCCUGCCUUCCUUCCUGCUGGCCACUCUUGUCUUUUUCCUAGGGCUGACCACCAGUAGUACCAUGAACAGCAUGGAGAUUCCUUUGUUCUUUAAGGAUGCCAGGAACCUCGCCUGCAAUGUGGCCUGGCUUCGUGUUCCCCAGACUACGCGAUGGCGGUGCUACCAGACAAUGUGCUGGGAUAGCGAGGCCGAGGAGGUGAGGGAGAAUGACCAGGUGUGGCCCUGCAGCAUGUACCCCACCGUGUCCUUGCGCAGCACAGUGGAUCCUCCGACAAAGGCCGAGUUUCUACUGUGCGGUGGUGAGCUGUCCGCCUUGGGAUGA